Molecule: messenger RNA, 1007 nt
Organism: Wasmannia auropunctata (little fire ant)
Lineage: Eukaryota; Metazoa; Arthropoda; Insecta; Hymenoptera; Formicidae
Gene: Mgstl
Product: microsomal glutathione S-transferase 1
Exons: 3
Coding region: 223-660 (145 amino acids)
Cellular component (GO): membrane
Source: RefSeq, a predicted model, not a curated record
AACAUGUAUAAUCAUAAAAAGAAGGAAUCCUAUUUUUCUCCACAUCUCUCGUUUUAAAAUUUGCUGACUCAGGAUUAUAUCGAAAGAUUACAAGUAUAACCGGUGAAGUAGAUACGUGCCGAUCGGCGCCCACUGCAUGACGAUCAGUCUACUAACUGCGCGCAACAUAAAACAAGCAGAAUCAUCUUACAUUCGAGAAGGCGAAUCUGAAAAUCAAGAAAGAUGCCUAACAUAGAUCCAGAAGUGCUCAAAACAUUCGGCUUUUGGGGCAGUAUCCUGGUCCUGAAACUGCUGGCGAUGUCGCCGUUAACUGCACGACAACGAAUGCGAAAGAACGUAUUCGCAAAUCAAGAGGAUGUUUCGUUCGGAGCCAAAGGCAAGGUGGCUUACGAUGAUCCAGAUGUGGAACGUAUGCGCAGAGCACAUUUGAACGAUCUCGAGAAUAUUCUGCCCUGGUUCAUAAUCACGUACCUCUGGCUAACAACAAAACCUUCGCCAUGGUUGGCCAAUAUUCUGAUACGAACCUUCGUACUUUCCCGUAUAGCUCAUACUCUGUCGUAUACAUUUUUAAAACAACAACCUUUGAGAGCGAUAGCAUUCUUCAUAGCAUUUGGAGUUACGGGUUACGAAGCAUUCCAGACAUUUUUACACUAUUGCUAAUUUUUACAUAAGAACCUCUCUAACGUGGUCUGAAUACACGUCAAAUAAACACAAUAGCAACACAACAACGAAUUACGUAAUAAUAACGACACAUUUUUCGUAUUUGGAGGUAAAAAAAUGUUCGUUAUGUCUACAGAGAUAUAUGUUGUAUAUGUAUAUAUAUGGAUAUAUAUAUCUACAGAGAGAAAUAUUGUAUGUUGAAUCUGAAAAUAUAUUGUAUGAAAAUGUAACACAUAUAUUUCUUUCAUAGAAGAAACAUAAGCCAUAUUAAAUGUGCAAUAUUUUUGUACAUGUAUUAAAUAAAUGAAAAACUUUAUCCGUGGACAUUCUUUAUUAACGGAAUUAAA